Ruditapes philippinarum (Manila clam) is the source of this 2315-nucleotide messenger RNA. Its product is annotated as E3 ubiquitin-protein ligase TRIM33-like. Gene Ontology annotation, biological process: positive regulation of DNA-templated transcription. The record is from RefSeq and is a predicted model, not a curated record. The transcript has a single exon. Gene Ontology annotation, molecular function: zinc ion binding; ubiquitin-protein transferase activity. Gene Ontology annotation, cellular component: chromatin; nucleoplasm. The coding region runs from base 175 to 1299 and encodes 374 amino acids. NCBI's taxonomy places the organism in Eukaryota, Metazoa, Mollusca, Bivalvia, Venerida, Veneridae.
AAUGCAAUGGAACAGGAGCAGACAAUCGCAUCGUAUAACAUUUCUUAGAUACAGCAAUUCUUAACGAAGUCAAGAUCUUACUGCCCUCUCACCACUCACCAGUUCCUUCUAAAUUGCUGGAUAUCCUUGUUGAUUAGCACUUGAAAUCAAAUUAUUGUCUGCUGUAUACGCUUGAUGGCGACUUCAAAUAAGAAAUCGGAAAAAAGGAAAGUAGCAUUAGAUAUAUUUUGUGACCCAUGUAAGACUGGGGAUGAACAUAAAUUAUCUACUGCCGUAAGUUUCUGCCGAUACUGCAAUGAAUAUUUGUGUCAGAAUUGCCACAUUGUUCAUAAGCAAUUAAAAGCAAAAAAAUCUCAUUUGGUUAAACUGCAGGAUGAAAUGCCUUUAGAACGUAUGUCAAACACAACAGACACAGAUCCGCCAGAAAAAUGCCUAGCUCACGAGGAUCAAGUGAUUGAUAAUUAUUGCGUAACACACGAAGAGCUUUGCUGUCCGCAAUGCUUAGCUACAAAUCAUAAGACCUGUGAAGAUGUUCGAAAUAUUAAAGAUUAUCUAUAUACUUUCGACUUUCAACAAGAGGAAAACGAAAUAGAAUGUAAAACGCGACAACUAGCCGACGAAGUGGAUAAAAUAAUGUACCGUGUCAAUUCAAGCCUAAAAGCCGUUGACUUUUACCAUAGUAAAGCUCAAUCUGAAAUGUUAAAAGUGAAACAUUCUGCAAUUGAUCAUAUAGAAAGUAUAUAUAAAGAACUUGCUAAAGAAGUAAACAGAAUGAGAGAAGAAGAUUUAGUAAGAAUCAUGCAGUAUAAAAAUAAAUGCGAUGCUAUAACAUUUGACAUGAGAACAACAGGUUCUUACUUAAGCGGAAAGAAGAAAUCCAGCGGAAACCAAUUAUUCUUUGCAAUGAAAAAUAUCGAGGUGAAGAUUAAGUCAAAUUUACGGGAUUUGACGAAAGUAAAAUGCAUUGAACAUUAUAAUAUUACUAGAUAUCAUUUCAAGCCGGAUGGUGAACUAGAUAACCUGAAGUCUCAACUAAGUAGUUUUGGGUCAAUACAAUCAGAACCUAAUGUAAUAAAAUCAGCUACAAAAGUUAGAAGUUUGCACGUCAAAGAAGACGACGAUGAGGAAAACUGUUGCAUAACUGGACUUGCAUUAUUAGCGCAAACACGUAUUGUUUUGGUUGAUAAUAACAAUUUGAAAUUAAAACUAUUUCAUAUGGAAGAAGAUCAAUUAGUGUCAAAAAUAAAAUAUGAAUCAGCACCAUGGGAUGUUACAUGUGUUUCCACAACAGUCGAAUAGCUGUUUACACUCCCAGACCAGAAAAUAGUUGAAUUACUAUCAAUCGACGGUACUUCAAAAUUAACUAGAGAACAAGACAAUUGUCGUAUAACAUGCUCAGGCAAAUGCUAUGGGAUUACCAGUUCUAAUGAUACAGUCAUUGUUACUGUCAAGACAGAUGAUGAGACAAGAAAAGUUGAGCGGUAUAAGUUUGAUGGUUCAUUACUGUUAUCGGUUGGUGUCGAUGUCAAAUAUCCGCAAUAUGUUGUCUGUUAUGAGGAUGAAGCAAGGACAUAUAUUUCGGAUAACACUAGAAAUAAAUAUAUUGUAGAAUUAUCAAGUGAUAACUUCACAACGCUUGGUAAAUUAGGUUCAUGUCGAGAUGAAGUAACAGGCAUGGCGAUAGACAAAACAGGUCUUUUGUACUAUUGUGAUUCAUACUACCAUGAAAUAGAUUUAGUCAAUUUAAACAAAGAGCAAGCUGAUGGAAGAGAACGACAUGAGCUAAUUUCGGACAAAGAACCUAACCCAAAAUGCUUAGCAUUUUGUAAUGAUACCAAACAACUAUUUGUUGGUUUGGAUGGAAAUGAGAUAAAGAUAUACUCUGUGUUUUAAUAAAAUGCUUCCAAGGUACCAGUAUUUGUCCACUCUAAUGAUAAUUUAACUGGGGUGUUAAGUUAACCUUAACUAUUUUGAUAGUUAAAGUGGAGUUAAACUAGUAUCUCCCCUGUUGUUCAUAUCGUUGAUUCAUGAUAGGUAAUAAAAAAAAAAUGAUAGCCAUGCAGGCGUAAUAUCUGUAAAUGAAUUUCAAGUUUUGUUACUUUUGGCUGAUGAAACAGUUUUAUUUUCAUAAACUGUAGACGGGUUGCAAAUUUUAUUAGGACUAACGACAUGCUAAUUGUUUAAAAUGGAAUAUAUCUUUGAAUAGAUGUAAUAAAACCAAAUGAUAUGUAAAUUGAGUAAUAGACAAGAACACAUUGGUGUAUAUUAUGACAUGAUAGUACACAAAUACUUUUAGUAAAUUUUUAUUAUGUGCU